Messenger RNA from Dentiscutata erythropus, 1156 nucleotides. Lineage: Eukaryota; Fungi; Glomeromycota; Glomeromycetes; Diversisporales; Gigasporaceae. The record is from the annotation of a GenBank genome assembly.
AUGACCGCAGUAACUUUGAGAGAACCCUUUGAGAUAGAACAAAAAGUUAUUACAAUCAAAAAUCAAAAUAACUUAUUUGAUAUUGGUGUUAGCAUUCCGGUAGAAAUUCAUUCAAAAACUGUGAAUUCGAAAAUUAAUAUUAACGUUAAAACAGUCGAUGAAAAAAUUAUUGAUACGAUAAAUGAUAUAAAUAAUGAAAAUGCUGAAAAAUCAAUUAAUGAGCAUGAUCCUGAAUUAGAAGAAAAGAUUCUUAUUACUUACAAAGGAUCUGGUAUUUCUUUGGUUUCUGAUGAUGGUCGUCAGUUACGCAAUUGGCCCAUUCCCCCUCAAUAUUCCGUGAUUACUCCCGCAAAGUGUCUUAUAAAGUCUGGUAGAUGUUAUGUUUACGUAAUAAUUCACUCUGAGAACGAUGUUAUAGGUUCAGAUAAGGUUAUAUGGUUUUGGAAAGACAGAAAAAAGUCUUUGGAUAGUUCCCAGCCAACUAAAAAGAAGACUAGAGAAUUUGAAAGAGAAUUAUUUUCUCUAGAAUUAUCUUCUCUUCUUCCAAAAAAUAUCAUUCUAAUAAACAAAGACGGUUCCUUGUUAAUAGUUAAGAAUAGUUUGAAAGCUGCCUACAAUGAUCGUUUUAUUGGUGCCAAAAGUAAAAAAAAACGUGAUGUUGUCUGGUCAACUCUUUUUAAUUCUUCCGGUUCAUGUGUUCCUACAAACUUCUCACCACAUCCAUCUUUAGUGGUCCUCACAAUUUCAAUGAAUAAAUCUGAGAAAAACAAUGCUUCUCUAUCUUCUAAACAUUUUUUUCUAUCUUUCAUAUGUAUUAAUUGCAAUACAUUGCAAUAUGAGUAUCUGGCUCACUACACACACUCUACACAAUCUGAUCAGUUGUCAACUCCUCUAAUUUUUAAUUUUGAUCCAUUGACUGGAAGAUUGUUUGUAUUAUUUUCACCAGGCGUGUUGAAAGUGUUUAUGAUCACUUUUAAUUUUAUCGAUUCCAAAUUGGAUAUUACGUUGUCCGAAGUUUAUAAAUUUGAAUUUGAUGGACUGAUUCCAUUCACGGAAAAAUAUUUUUCAACAACACAAGGUGAACAUGCAUUGCAGUUCGCUCCUAUUUCCGAUUCUUAUUUGGCUCUUGUUGGAAUGCAAAAAACUCUUGCAUCAA